Molecule: messenger RNA, 375 nt
Organism: Adineta ricciae
Lineage: Eukaryota; Metazoa; Rotifera; Eurotatoria; Adinetida; Adinetidae
Source: the annotation of a GenBank genome assembly
AUGCAACACGCGCUUAUUUUUACUAAUUUAUUUCUUAAUUUAUUCAUGUCAGUAUCUCCAUCGAAAUUUGAUCCAUGCAAUCUUCGGUCAAAUAAAUUCGCUCGAAUUCUAUCCAAACCGCUAGGAGAUCAGAUCUUACAUAAAAUACCAGGUAUAGGUAUGCAUACUUCUGAAAAACUUCAAAAAACGAAACGAAUGACAAAAGCCGAAGAUCUAUUAAGAGAAUUCACUCAUACAUUUCGAUCUGAUGAUGAACAGUUUCGUUUAUGGCUGAUGAAAGACUAUGCAUUGCCUGAAUAUCGCGCGACAGAAUGCACAAUUGCAUUAAUCGAUUAUAUUGCUCAGGCGAAGAAGAACUACUGGCCAUUACCAUAG